This is a messenger RNA of Seminavis robusta, 1667 nucleotides long. NCBI's taxonomy places the organism in Eukaryota, Bacillariophyta, Bacillariophyceae, Naviculales, Naviculaceae. The record is from the annotation of a GenBank genome assembly.
AUGACAGAAAUGGAGCAACCCACCACCCACCUGACAAUGAUCAUCUGUGACAUUAUCGUUCCUGUGCACAAUGCAGAAGCAACUCUGGAAGAGACCAUCCGCUCAGCAAUGCGCCAAGUGAUACCAGCCCAUCUGAUCCCUGCUUUCCAAGACAUUACCCUUGUGAUUCAGGUUUGCUGCUUUGAUGAUGGAUCCACGGAUUCGAGCUGGGAUAUCCUGACUCGGUUACAAAAAGAAUACCACACACAAAAGCUGGAGACAGACACUACAACUCCCGACCAAAAGGAUACAAAUAUUCCCAUUGACGCGACACUCCUGAUAGCCAAAAGCAAGGAUGGUACAGGCAGAGGCGCCGGUUAUGCACGCAACCGAGCGGCCGAGUUGAGCGGCAAACACGCAACUAAUGAACAAAAUCCUGCAAAUCGCUUUCUUUGCCUUUUGGACAGCGACGAUCUGAUGCACGAAACACGGGUGGCCGAACAAUGCAGUGCGCUCUUGGCUCUCCCCCCACAAGAGCGACAUCGAACACUCCUGGGAUGCCAAAUUGUGCGCGAUCCUCCGGAUAGUACCUGGCAUUAUUGUCAAUGGGCCAAUGGCUUGACAGACGAACGAUUGUGGCUUGAAAAGUUCAGGGAAGUCACCGUAUUACAGCCAACGUGGAUGUUGUGCAUGAGUCGGUUUCAAGAAUUGAGGGGAUACAUUGAGCCGGACCAGUCCAGCACAACCAGCAGCAGCACCAAUAAUAUACUACGGCUGGUCCAUCCAACGUUUGACACUCCCGAAUCGUUGCGACUCGCCGAAGACCUGCGCUUCUUUCAUGCUCAUUUGCAUGCCCGUGGGUUGCUGCGGUUGCAUCGUCCCGAUGUGCCUCUGGUGACGUAUCGGCAUCGAGCCAAUCAGUCACAGAGCUCUCAAACAUCUCGAAAAUUGCUACUGCAUUUGAGAGCACUGGCCUUUGAAAAGUGUGUUCUGUCCAACUACCAAAGCGACAACGCUUGGUCAACCAACAAUCCACACAAGGGAUCUUUUGUCGUAUGGGGUGCGGGACGCGAUGGGAAAGACUUUGUCAAGGCGCUUUCGGAACCCUGUCGCAAACGAGUCUAUUGCUUUGUGGACGUGGACUCUAAAAAGAUUGAACAAGGAUUCUAUGUCAAUAAGAACCUUAAAAUUCCCAUUGUGCACUUUUCAUUGCUUGCCAAGGAUGCAGAGACACAACGGCAACUUCUGCAAGGAGUUUCCUUUGGAAAGAUUGACAAGGGAAAACCAAAGGAUGUUCCCGAGCGUAAAAAACACAAGUCUGAUGUCAAUAAGCAGCAGUCUGGCUCUGUCGAGACGCCAAUGGCCAUGUCACCAGCCGUUGCGAAAGUGGUGGAUGUCAGCUGCUUCCCCGAGCUUCCUGUAGUGGUUUGUGUCGCGCUCUACAGAACCAACGGGGCACUGGAGAAUAAUGUCAAGAGCAUUUCACGGGAGGAGGGGGUAGAUUUGUGGCACUUCAACUAGCUAGCUAAACUACUCAAGAGGCUUUGUAAAACUACCACACGAAAGCCAAAGCCAAAGCCAACCACCGCUACCGGUAUUGGGGCUACUUAGGAUUUGUUCGACGAUGGUACCAGGUCCUGUACUCUAGUAUCGGUAGGGAUAGAGCUAUGGUACGUGCACAAACCGAU